Molecule: messenger RNA, 2427 nt
Organism: Malassezia globosa CBS 7966
Lineage: Eukaryota; Fungi; Basidiomycota; Malasseziomycetes; Malasseziales; Malasseziaceae
Exons: 1
Coding region: 1-2427 (808 amino acids)
Biological process (GO): phospholipid biosynthetic process
Molecular function (GO): glycerol-3-phosphate O-acyltransferase activity; glycerone-phosphate O-acyltransferase activity
Source: RefSeq, a predicted model, not a curated record
AUGACAUCGCAUGAGUCGCAUGAGAAUGGCAAUAUUUCAUCCAUGCUUGAAACUGCCGGCAUGGCUUCAUCUGAGGCUAGCGCUAUAAGUCGCACAGAUCUCAAUAGCGAGCGUACGAAAGAAGACGCGGAACGCAAGCCAAACAGCGCUUCACCGACUACAUCUCCAGUACGCCAUGCAGAUCCCAAGCUAUCUGAAAAUUCGUUUAAACACACACUUUCUUACGUUGAGGAAGAUUUUCGUCGCAUGCUCUCGAUUCUGCCGAUACCUCUGCAUCAAGUUGUACCCAAAUUCGUCGUUAAAUUAGCAGCGCGUAUGCUGUUCCGCGCCCGUUUGUUAGCAACGGACUCGCUCUUUGAUUUUACUAUUGUGUUUCUCCGUUUGAUUGUGGUUAUAUUCUUCCGUGAGGUCCAGCCGCGCUCGUCAUGGCGUAUUCCUCGGGCGGGCCCCAUUAUCUUUGUUGUUGCGCCACACCACAACCAGUUCCUGGACCCGCUGAUCCUUGCUUCUGAAGUACGCAAUGCUGGUCGUCGUGUUUCUUUCUUAAUUGCACACAAAAGCACGAAGCGGCCAUUGAUUGGACGCUUCUCGCGGAUGCUCAAGUCAAUUCCUGUCCGCCGCGCAGCCGAUGAUGCCAAGGUUGGUAGCGGAACAGUGACUGCUCACCCAUCCGGUGAUGAGACACUGCUGUUGGGUAUCAACUCUGAAUUCACAAAGCAAGCGCAGGUUCGCGGCCACGUUGUGUUGCCAAAGUCGACAGACUACGCAAUGGCAGAAGUGGCCGAAAUCUUGAGCGACACAGAACUGCGUUUAAAAAAGCCAUUUCCUGGCGACGCAGCAUCCGAGGCAUUGCGGACCCAGGAUAACGAAGAUCCAUCGAAGGUCAUCGGCACGACGUACAAGCUGCAGCCGUACGUGAAUCAAGCCGAAAUGUACGCUAGUGUGUACCGCCAGCUGUCCGAUGGUGGCUGUCUGUGUAUUUUUCCUGAAGGAGGCAGCCACGACCGGACAGAUUUACUCCCGCUCAAAGCCGGUGUCGUUAUCAUGGCGCUGGGUGCGAUGGCCAAUGACCCCAACCUUAAUGUUCAUAUCGUGCCAGUUGGACUGAGCUACUUCCAUCCGCAUCGAUUCCGUUCGCGUGCUGUCAUAGAGUUUGGUAUGCCCAUCAACGUACCAAAAGACCUCGUUGAGCUCUUCGAACAUGGUGGCACAUCGAAGCGCCAAGCCAUCGCAUCUAUGCUCGACAUCGUUUUUGACGGAUUGAAGAGCGUCACUGUGCGAGCGCCAGACUAUGAAACGUUAAUGGUGAUUCAAGCAAGUCGGCGUCUUAUGUCCCUGCCAGGCCAGCAACUGAGUCUAAGUGACAAAGUGGAGCAGAACCGGAAGCUCAUUAUGGGCUACAUGCAGUUCAAGGACCACCCAAAGGUCGUCGCGCUGCGCGAAUCGGUGCUGACGUACAAUAAGCACUUGAAGCAGGUGGGCAUCCGUGACCACCAAGUGGAGCGUGCGAACCGGUCUGUCCUUCGAAGUCUUGCUUUGCUGCUGUAUCGAUUGGGUCUCCUUGUCGUAUGGAGUGGAUGCGCAUUGCCAGGCACAAUUUUGAACCUUCCCAUCAUCAUUUUUGCCAAGAUCGUUAGCAAGAAAAAGGCGAAAGAAGCCCUUGCGGCAUCGCAGGUCAAGCUGUUCGGUCGUGAUGUACUUGCAACUUGGAAGGUCAUUGUCACACUCGUUGUCGCACCUAUUUUGUAUGCGUCGUAUGCCGUGGUAGCCACGACACUUGCUUAUCGCUCGAACUCGUUGCGCUUGAUUCACAAACGUCUAAUGCCGCUGUACGUGAUGCUGGGCAUGCCGGCCAUCUCGGUCGGUGUGAUCAAAAUGAACGAGGUGGGCAUAGAUGUGUACAAGUCGCUGCCGCCUCUUAUUGCAUCUCUGUUGCCAGGCCGACGCCGAGUGAUUGAUCAAAUCCAGCAAGAGCGUAUCAAUCUUACGGCCCAACUUCACUCGACGAUCGCUGAGCUGCGACCUGAGGGCUGGAACUACACCGACAUUGCGCGUGGCUCGUACACGGCAAAAGCACCCCCGAUUCGCGAAGAGCUCGAGCAAAUGAUGUACGAUGGACGUCCACUAGACUCAACAGGCGGUCAUUCUCUUUCGCAUCCAAUGAAUGUGAUGGACGAGUGGCUCUUUGGCUGGUCUUCAUCGCGUCGGAAGGGUGACUGGGGUGGUCACCGUGCCGAGGUGGUUGAAAAUGAUCUUGGCGCUAACUAUGAAGACGCUCUGCAAGUAUAUGAACACGAAACUGAUGAAGCACACCGUCUAACAAGGGACAAUCGUGGCAAGGAAAAGCGCCGAACACGAUCGCAAGAUUACCGCGAAAGACGUCAAGCUGCACAACUCUCACCUAGCUCACGUAAAGACUCGUCAUAA